Messenger RNA from Cariama cristata (Red-legged seriema), 1833 nucleotides. Its product is annotated as hydroperoxide isomerase ALOXE3-like. Gene Ontology annotation, molecular function: iron ion binding; oxidoreductase activity, acting on single donors with incorporation of molecular oxygen, incorporation of two atoms of oxygen; protein binding. The transcript has 12 exons. Gene Ontology annotation, biological process: lipid oxidation; linoleic acid metabolic process. The record is from RefSeq and is a predicted model, not a curated record. The annotation marks the transcript as partial. Lineage: Eukaryota; Metazoa; Chordata; Aves; Cariamiformes; Cariamidae.
GAGAAGGCGCUGACUGUCCGCUGCGAGCGGGACUUGGGUCCCAUUGUCCUUAUCCGCCUGCACAAGUGGCGACUCUUCUUGGAGGACGCUUGGUUCUGCAAGGAUGUCCGCGUGACAGCCCCCGACGGCACCCUCUACCGCUUCCCCUGCUACCAGUGGUUGGAGGGGAUCACCACGGUGGAGGUCCGGGAGGGCUCAGGGAAAAAGCUGGUGGAUGAUGAGCUGGAGAUCCUCAAGGAACAUCGGUUGCGGGAGCUGAAGCUGCGGCAGGAGGCUUACCAGUGGAAGACCUUCGCCGAAGGCUGGCCCCGUUGCCUCAACGUGGGCUCUGUCCUCGAGCUGGACUCCAACGUUAAAUUCUCCUUCGUGAGGGCCACCAACUUCAACGGUGUCCUCAUCUUCCAAGGGUUCCUGUUGAGACGCACCUCCUGGAAGAGCCUGGAUGAGAUGCGCAGCAUCUUCUCCCGGACGAAGGUCCCCGAGUACGUGGCCAAGCACUGGCAAGAAGAUGACUUCUUCGGUUACCAGUUCCUCAACGGCAACAACCCCAUCGUUAUCCAGCAAUGCACGGCGCUACCGGCCAAAUUCCCGGUGACACCAGAGAUGGUGGCUGGUUUUUUGGGUGAUGGUGCCAACCUAAGCAAGGAGUUGCAAGAAGGUCGGAUCUUCAUCGUGGACUACGAGAUCCUGGAGGACAUCCCCGCCGGCACCAUCCAUGGACGCCAGCAGCACGUGGCGGCUCCACUUUGCCUUCUGCACCAGGGCGCCGAUGGGCUCCUACGCCCCAUCGCCAUCCAGCUCAACCAAACACCGGGAGCCACCAAUCCCAUCUUCUUACCAAACGAUGCCGAGUGGGAUUGGUUGUUGGCCAAGACAUGGGUGCGCAACGCCGACUUCUACAACCACCAACUUCUCACCCACCUUUUGAGGACCCAUCUUUUCGCGGAGGUCUUCGCCAUCGCUACCCUACGUCAGCUACCCACCUGUCACCCCCUCUUCAAGCUCCUCAUCCCUCACUUCCACUUCACAUUGCACAUCAACACCUUGGCCCGCAGCGUCCUCAUCAACCCCGGCGGGGUCAUCGAUAAGGGCUCGGGGGUGACCUAUGAGGGGAUGCUGUUGCUCGUCCAACGGGGCUUGGCGAAGGUCACCUACUCCUCCCUCUGCCUCCCCGAUGACAUCACGCACCGUGGGAUGACCCGCAUCCCCAACUACUACUACCGGGAUGAUGGGAUGAAGCUCUGGGAAGCCAUCGAGAGCUUUGUCUCCGGCAUCGUGGCGUUCUACUACAAGGAGGACGCGGCGGUGAACGGGGACACUGAGCUGCAGGCCUGGGUGAUGGACAUCUUCACCAACGGCUUCUUGGGCAGGACCUCCUCAGGUAUCCCCUCCUCGCUACAGACGAUGGCGGAGCUCACCAAGUUCCUCACCAUGGUGAUGUUCACCUGCUCGGCACAGCACGCGGCCGUCAACAACGGACAGUAUGACCUGGGUGCCUUCAUGCCCAACGCGCCGUCCUCCAUGCGUCACCCACCGCCGGCGGCCAAGGGCAAGGCCUUCCUCCAGCACUUCCUCGACACUCUCCCCGAGGUGGACACCACUGCCAACAUCUUGGUGGCCCUCAUCCUCCUCAGCUCCCGCCUCAAAGACAUGAGGCUUCUGGGACAGUACCCGGAGGAAUGGUUCACCGAGGCGGAACCCCGGCGCUUGAUCCGGACCUUCCAGGGGCGGCUGGAGGGGAUCCAGGAUGACAUUGAGGACCGAAACUACCGGGCCCAGCUGCGCUACGGGUACCUGAACCCGCUGGAGAUCGAGAACAGCAUCUCCAUCUGA